CGCAGUUAAUCCUGAGAUGCUAUCGCUGUUAGUUAUUUUCUCUAAUCAGGAGCUAGACCAAAGUUAUGGUUCUGCAGUAAGCACAUCAUGUUCAAACAUGUCUUCACCAACACAACAAACCACAGUUAUCACUUUAUGAUAAAAUGAUGGCCGACAAGCGUGAAGAAGAAGAGAGACUCCAAACUGCUGAGUGUCAAAGACUGCAGAUGGAGAUUGAAGCUAACAAAGAGCGAGAAGAAAAUGAGAAACCUGAAAUAGAAGAAGAACUACAGAGGAGAGAUGAAGCUAUGAAAGAGAGCAAACGACGGAAAAAUGUUGUUAUUCUAGAAAAUAACGCCAAGACAGAUCCAGCGGCUCAGAGUGCAAAAACAAAAGAUCCUGACACCGGCUCAACGAAGGAAGUGCCACUUCAAAGAAAAAGAUCUGGGAGUUCCACGGCACCCACACAAGCUUUCCCGUCGCCCAAGAAAACAGAGAGAAUGCCUCCUGGCUACAAUGUCAUGAGACGAAGGCGGAGCUCUAAAAGGCUGGGUAAUGAAUCCUUCACAGGGACACGAGUGAUCCACUUCACCAUCAGAGGGAAGCAUAUCGUACAUUGUGGAAAAUGCCUUGGUCAGGGAUCAUCUGGUUCUAAAGUUUACAGUGGCAUGAACAUCACCACGGGAGAUCUUGUGGUAGUGUGUGAAUGGAUUUUGUCGUCCCUUCAUGCAGGACCUCAGAUGCGACGCACGCUGAGUAUCACUGAGAACCAGCAACAAGAUCCACAAGCUAGGCUCAUGAAACAGGUGUUCAGUAUAAAGCAGGAGACUUUGUCCUUAAUCAAACGCCUCAGUCAUCCAAACCUGACACACUAUUUAGCCGUUAAUGUCCAGGAAGAAUCUCCUACUGUCAAAGUCCAGGUUUUGUCAGAAUACGUUGGUGGUGGCGAUCUCAGUUUGCACCUCAGAAAAGGAGGGAUGCCUGUGGCUCAGCUACGAGAAUACACUCAGCAACUUGUGGAAGCCUUGUGCUAUCUUCACAGCGGGGCUGUGGUCCAUAAGGACUUGAAAUUAUCUAGUUGCCGCCUUGACUCUGACGGAAAUAUUCGACUGGCCGAUUACAGUGUUGGGAAAAGGUUGUCGGAUCUAUGCCAAAUGUAUGGUGGGAAUGUGAAAGAAACACAGAGUAACGCUGCAGACGGAACCAAAAAAAUAACUUCUGGUUGCGGAAAGAAAGGAGAUGUCUACAAUUUGGGCCUACUUGUUCUCUCUUUGGCUGUCGGAGAUGUAAUUGGCUUUGGAGACGUGAAAGAAAUAUCUCCUUCAUUGCCGUCGGAUUUGCGAGACUUCCUUUUCUAUUGCUUAAAGACCGUUAAAAGAGACCGGUGGUCCGCAUCUCAGCUACGCGAACAUUCAUUUUUAACCUCUAUCAUGUACGGUAGUUUAGCGAACGGUCAACAGGAAGUUGCAAAGAACAAUGGAAAGGCAGGGAAUGAUGGGCCAUCACACUUGGUUGACCAACCGGAACGCGAAGAGCCUCUACCUUGCGUCUCAUUCAUCUCGGGAGUUCCUGGACAAUCCCGAGUAGAAUGCGAAUUUGAGAAGCUGCAGUUUCUCGGGAGAGGAGGUUUUGGAAGUGUCAUUAAGGUGCGAAAUAAGCUGGACAACUGCUCUUACGCUGUGAAGCGGAUUCCUUUGAAUCCAAAGAGUACUCAGUUAAACAAGACGAUCAUACGAGAGGUACAGCUGAUCAGCCGUCUGAAUCACGAAAACGUCGUUAGAUAUUACAGUUCCUGGAUCGAAAUCGCUGAGGACGUAGAAGACUCCUGGUGGCAAGACGAUGAAAAAGGGGAUAGCAAGGGGUUUAAAGGAAAUAUUGAAGUGUCGGUUCUUCAUUCUGGAGAUCUUUUAGACACAGAGUCCGAAGGUUCUGAUGAAGGAGUGGAACGGCAGGAAACUGGAAACGAGUCCAGUGCAGAAUACGCGAGACUGCAGUACUUGUACAUCCAGAUGGAGUACUGUGAGAAGAGCACCUUAAGGAACCUUAUUGACGAGGGCUUGCAUGGAGAUAGGGAGCGAAUAUGGAGGCUUUUCAGAGAGAUCGUUGAGGGCCUGGUACACAUUCACUCUCAGGGUAUUAUUCACCGGGAUCUUAAGCCCGUAAACUUGUUCCUAGAUUCUCGCGGCCGCAUCAAAAUAGGCGACUUUGGCCUCGCAACCACGCACGGCGUGACACGCGGAGGCAUGGGCACUUACAACCCAGAUUCUAUCGCUAGUGGUCAGUCUCCCAAGAUGAACUCAAGCUCUAAGGAGAGUAUGACAGGCGAAGUUGGUUCGACGCUGUACGCGGCUCCGGAGUUGAAAAAACAGUCUGGCGGUCGAGUGAAGUACAGUCAAAAGGUUGACUUGUAUAGUUUAGGGAUUAUCUUCUUUGAGAUGUGUUACAAGCCUUUCACAACCUGUAUGGAGAGGAUUAAAGUUUUGGGCAAUUUACGAACGGAAGGAAUCAUCUUCCCAACUGAUUUUGACCAUGAGGGUCUCGCCAGGGAAACGAUCUUCCUCAAGUGGCUCCUCAAUCAUACCCCCGAGGAACGCCCUACCUCACAAGAACUACUUCAAGACCCCUUAGUCCCGGCUAAGACAAGAGAUAGUUACUUGGACGAAGUGCUCAAAAGUACGCUCACUCUACGAGCUCUACUCUAUGAGAAAGGCCUUUUUUUGUUUUGAAACGUGGAUUUAGUUCAAGACAUAACUGACGAUAUUGAACUUUACAUGAGACAGUUUUCACCACAUGCUCUCCUUGUGCAGCAGAUGGUUCACGAAAGCGUGAAAUCCGUGAUUUUGAGACACGCCGCGUUACGUGCCCCUCGCACGGAGUUAUUUGAACAGUUGGAAUUAGCUGUUAGCGUCAUGGACCACAGUGGCACACUUGUUACGCUCCCUUUUGAUCUCAGGAUACCGUUUUCGCGUUAUAUCGCGCGAAAUGGGGUCGUGAACAUGAAAAGGUUCGAUAUCGGAUGCGUGUAUCGGAUGCGUGUAUCAGACAAGACGUUUCUGGGCGCCCACCCCAAGUAACUUUACAAGUGUGUAUUCGUUACAAGCUUACCGAAAGACCUUGUGCCCGACGCCUAGGUUUUGUCUGCGGAUACCACCGCCACAGGUAGAGUAGAUGCUCCUACCCUCGAAGUUAGGGCAUCUCCUGCUCGUGCGCAUCCUGCGGAUAAUGCCAAUGUUAAAGGGGAAGGAUGCGCAGUUGGUCUCUCGGAGAAUUCAUCAGCUUUGGGAAGAUGGAUGGUGGCUGGUCCUGAGCUCUCCAGGAUGAUUCAAGAGUUCGAAGGUAGCAAAAAUCAAACAGAGGAAAAUGAACAUCAUGAGCAAAAGUCAGUGGCUAGUACUCUUCCAACAGAUGAGCUCUGGAUCACCUAUGGAUCUAGAAAGAAUGUACAGAAUAUCCCAGCAGUGUCCCUGGGUCCUGAUAAAGCGUCGACCCUAUCAAUGUUCUAUGCACCAAAUGGGUGUGAUACUGUUUCGUCUUUUAGAGGGCGUGGAAAAAAAAACGGCUCGGGAUGUGUGGAACUUGUUUUCAUAACUGACACCAGUGCUAAAAGUCCUCAAAGCAUCACCGCAAGAGAUCGCAGUGGAAUGCGUGGCCGUGCUUGA
Messenger RNA from Pocillopora verrucosa, 3638 nucleotides. The record is from RefSeq and is a predicted model, not a curated record. NCBI's taxonomy places the organism in Eukaryota, Metazoa, Cnidaria, Anthozoa, Scleractinia, Pocilloporidae.